UGGUUAGGAAAUUCAAAACAAUGAGAGCCGCUUUACUAAAUUUAUAAAAAAGAUAUGCAAAAAGUAGCCCUCAGUGUUUUGAAUUUCCUAACCAAGAGAUUUUCGCUAAAACGUUUCAAAAUCAGGUCUAUCGAUAGAGAAUUAAAUUGUCUACAAAAUGGUUUAUUUACUUUUGAGUUCUGACUUUUUCAAAAAUUUCUGCAAAUAAAACAAAAUUAUAGAAAAAUGUCACGGAAUUACGUACGCAGGUAGAGUUAGCUGGCCAGGCCGAUAAGCGAUUUACAAAAUGCAAUAAUAUCUCUUAAUUCUAAUAUAGAACAAAAACAAAAACUAAUUGAAAUAAUUAAUAUAAAACGAAAAUUAAGUGACGCAAGAGCUAAUUUUAAAGAUAUUGAUAAAAAUUUAAAUAGAACAGAUGCCAUUGAUCAACAAAUACGUUUAUUUAAAGCUUUUAUUUCAAAUUUAAAAGAUAAUCAGAACGAUUGUGCAAAGUUUUUAUGUAAUGAAUAUGAAAAACGAAUUAAAUAUCUUAAUGAAUAUAAACAACAUUUAAAACAAAAUGAAAAUGAUGAUAAGAAAACUGGAAAACAUUUAGAAUCAAAUGAAAACUAUGUAUUACAUGAAUAUUUAAUUGAAAAUUCAAAAGUCGAAAAUAUUGAAAAAUUAAUCAAUGAAUUAAAAGAAUUAUAUAAUGAAAAAGAGAAAGAAGAAUUGAAUAAAAUUAAUAUUUUAAAUUGA
Messenger RNA from Didymodactylos carnosus, 738 nucleotides. NCBI's taxonomy places the organism in Eukaryota, Metazoa, Rotifera, Eurotatoria, Philodinida, Philodinidae. The record is from the annotation of a GenBank genome assembly.